Messenger RNA from Trichosurus vulpecula (common brushtail), 1886 nucleotides. It is a transcript of the gene SLC15A4, whose product is annotated as solute carrier family 15 member 4. NCBI's taxonomy places the organism in Eukaryota, Metazoa, Chordata, Mammalia, Diprotodontia, Phalangeridae. Bases 1 to 1779 code for a protein of 592 amino acids. The record is from RefSeq and is a predicted model, not a curated record. Gene Ontology annotation, molecular function: L-histidine transmembrane transporter activity. The transcript is spliced from 8 exons. Gene Ontology annotation, cellular component: membrane. Gene Ontology annotation, biological process: histidine transport; oligopeptide transport; transmembrane transport.
AUGGAAGGCCGCGGCGGCGAGGAUGGGGUGGGCGAGCGCAGCCCGCUGCUGGGCGAGGGCGGCCGGCAGUGGCGGUCCGGGAGCGCGGGCGCGGGCCCGGCGGCGGCGUUCGCGGGGCGGCGCGCGGCCUGCGGGGCCGUGCUCGUGGCCGAGCUCCUGGAGCGCGCCGCCUUCUACGGCAUCACCUCCAACCUGGUGCUCUUUCUGAAUGGCACCCCGUACGACUGGGAGGGCGCGCAGGCCAGCCAGGCGCUGCUGCUCUUCAUGGGCAUCACGUACCUGGUGUCGCCCUUCGGCGGCUGGCUGGCCGAUGCCCUGCUGGGCAAGUGCCGCGCCAUCCUGCUCAGCCUCGCCCUCUACCUGCUUGGCAUGCUCAGCUUCCCGCUUGUGGCCGCACCAGCCACCCGCGCCGGCCUCUGCGGCGACCUCCCGCUCAGCCCGCUGGACAACAGCUCGCAACCCUUCCCCAAUGGCAGCGACCCCGGCGGCGGCGGAGUGGGGGGCGGCCGAUACUGCGCCCGGGCGGUGUACGCCGGGCUGGUCAUCGUCGGGCUCGGUGUGGGCACCGUGAAGGCCAACAUCACCCCAUUCGGAGCCGAUCAGGUUAAAGAUCGAGGUCCAGAAGCUACUAGAAGAUUUUUUAAUUGGUUUUAUUGGAGCAUUAAUUUGGGAGCAAUUCUUUCAUUGGGAGGCAUUGCAUAUAUUCAACAGAACAUGAGUUUUGUUAUUGGAUACAUCAUCCCAACAGUUUGCAUUGGAGUUGCAUUCAUGGUAUUCCUCUGUGGUCAGAGCUUUUUUAUCACCAAACCUCCUGAUGGCAGUGCUUUUACUGAUAUGUUCAGGAUUUUGGCAUAUUCCUGCUGUUCACGGAAACGAUUCAGGGAGCGUAGGAGCAGCAGAGAAACCAUUGGAGUAUUUCAGCAGUCUCGUAAACAAAGUCUGUUUGAUUCAUGUAAAUUGUCCCGUGGAGGGCCAUUUACAGAAGAUAAAGUGGAAGAUGUAAAAGCCCUAGUCAAGAUUAUCCCGGUUUUCUUGGCUUUGAUACCUUACUGGACAGUAUAUUUUCAAAUGCAGACAACAUAUGUUUUGCAGAGUCUUCAUUUGAGAAUCCCAGAAAUUUCAAGUAUUACAACCACUCCACAUACGUUUCCAGCAGCCUGGCUGACUAUGUUCGAUGCAUUGCUGAUCCUGGUCCUUAUACCUGUAAAGGAUAAACUAGUAGAUCCUAUUUUGAAGAGAAAUGGUUUGCUGCCAUCAUCUUUAAGAAGGAUUGCAGUUGGCAUGUUCUUUGUCAUGUGCUCAGCAUUAGCUGCAGGAAUUUUAGAGAGUAAAAGACUGAACAUUGUGAAGGAGAAAACAAUUAAUCAGACAAUUGGAAAUGUCACCUACCAUGCUGCUGAUUUGCCAAUAUGGUGGCAGGUUCCACAGUACGUGUUGAUUGGAAUGAGUGAAAUAUUUGCAAGUAUAGCAGGACUGGAAUUUGCAUAUUCAGCUGCUCCAAAAUCUAUGCAGAGUGCCAUAAUGGGAUUAUUCUUUUUCUUCUCUGGAGUUGGGUCAUUUUUUGGCUCAGGAUUGUUGGCAUUGGUAUCGGUGAAAGGCAUUGGAUGGAUGAGUAAUCACACAGACUUUGGUAACAUUAAUGGCUGCUACCUGGACUACUACUUUUUCCUGCUGGCUGCUAUCCAAGGAGUGACCCUCCUGCUUUUCCUCAUUGUCUCCGUGAAAUAUGACCGGCAACGAUCUCGGGCCAAUGGAAUGCUUGCCAAUGGCAAGUCCUGAUGUUCCCUGACCUGUGUGCACACUGUCUUGACCUUGCAGAUUUUUAGUAUACUGCCAAGCUAUGGAUUGGACAAGAGGCGCCAUUAAAUACACAAAAAUUUAUUCUA